AUGAACUACAUGGUUCCUAGCUCACUAUGUUCGUCGAUUGGUGACAUCGGUUUUGUUGAACUUCUAGGCAAGGCCGCCGUCUAUGAAUUGAGGUCCAACCCCUACUCCCCCUUUCAACCUGUAGAAGUAGGGGUUGGAGAGGCAAAACUGGCCCAACCCCUACUCCUCUCGUUUCGGCCGGUUGCAAAACGCGGGAGGGAAGUUUCAGCCCCACGCCCCGCCCGUCGCCCCCACCGCCGCCGGCCGCCUCCGCCCUCCCGCUCGCAUCCUCCGUCGCCGGCCCCGUCGCCCGCGCCGCGCUCCGUGCCCUCGCCGCCGCUCGGCCGCCCCGCGCCAUGGACCCGGCUGCCUCCGCCCUCCCGCCCGCCUCCUCUCGUCGCCGGCCCCGUCGCCGCCCGCUCCGCCUCAAUUCCGCCCGGCCCCAACCUCGCCGUCCACCUCCGCUUCCUCCGCCCCGGCGCCCUCGCCCGCCUCCGCGACGCCAGAGCUCCGCCGCGGCCGGAGGGCCGCAUCCCGCCCGGCCCCGCCCUCGCCGUCCACAUCCACUUCCUCCGCCCGCAUACUCGGGCGGGGCGCCGCGUACGCAUACGCCGGACCCGAGCACUCACCAGGUGA
Molecule: messenger RNA, 615 nt
Organism: Lolium perenne
Lineage: Eukaryota; Viridiplantae; Streptophyta; Magnoliopsida; Poales; Poaceae
Source: RefSeq, a predicted model, not a curated record